Molecule: messenger RNA, 1125 nt
Organism: Oppiella nova
Lineage: Eukaryota; Metazoa; Arthropoda; Arachnida; Sarcoptiformes; Oppiidae
Source: the annotation of a GenBank genome assembly
AUGGUCAGUACCCCUGAGAUAGUACAUCGUAAGGCACCGGAUGGGGGCUGGGGUUGGGUUGUGGUGUUUGGAUCGUUUAUGAUCAGUCUUAUAGGCGAUGGCUUUUCUUACACUACGGGUCUGUUUUACACCAAAUUCCUAACGGAAUACCACGAGUCAGAGGCAAUCACUUCAUUGUUUGACUCCAUUAUGACGGGAAUGAUCUAUUGCUCAGGUCCGGUGGCCGGUGGUCUCACAACAACCUACGGGUGCCGUAAAAUAGCAAUCAUAGGGUCUGUUAUAACAGUAUCGGGAAUGUUAAGCAGUAUUAUAUUGGAUAACAUUUAUACUCAUUGUUUAACACUGGGUGUCAUAACUGGUACUGGUCUGGGGUUACUAUACUUACCACAAGUAAUGAUAGUCACGUAUUGGUUUGACAAACGGUUAUCAUUGGCCACAGGCAUAGGUGUUUGCGGGUCUGGUAUAGGAAUAGCUAUAUUCGCGUUACUGUCGGAUCACUUGAUAGAGACGUACGGCUGGAAGGGAGCGAUGCUUCUGCUGUCGGGCCUUAUGUUCAGUUGUGUCGCCUUUUCGUCGCUCUUCCGGAAAGUGGAUUACAUGGAGGAGAAGAGUGACCUCAAGACAGCCCUCACUGAGACCUUUGACUUCCAUAUCCUUACGGAUGUGGUGUUCGUAUACUUCGCUUUCGCCAACUUCUUGUGCGGUGCCGUCUAUUACGUGCCCAUCAUUUUCCUGAAAGACCACGUCGUGAAGACAGGAAUAGGAACGGGAGGGGAUGCCGUCAAUCUUAUGGUGUUCUUCGGUCUCUCCAACGCUUUCGGCAGAGCUUUCUUCGGAUAUAUCGCAGACUUUCCAUCACUUAAUCGUAUUAUACUCUACGGUCUGUCUGUCCUGUCAUACGGUGUGGCCAUUGCACCGGAUGGGGGCUGGGGUUGGGUUGUGGUGUUUGGAUCGUUUAUGAUCAGUGUUAUAACCGAUGGAUUUUUCUACACUUCGGGUCUGUUUUACGCCAAAUUCCUAACGGAAUACCACGAGUCAGAGGCAAUCACUUCAUUGUUUGACUCCAUUAUGAUGGCAAUGAUCUAUUGCUCAGGUAUUAGCACUUCUCAACUCAAUUACCAUUAG